ACAAUAAACGUCAUUUGUGAGUGAUGCUCAUCUCAUCUCUUCGUCCAACGCUUCUGCCUUCUUUCUCGCCUUGAAUGCUGCUCAUCCAGCCGGCGGGUGCUUGGAUUGUGCUGCGGUGGCCUGCGUAUCUAGCGGCGUUGCGUAUGCGGCGAAUUGCGUGGUCCCUGCAGGCGGCAGAUCCGAGAUCAGGAGUGAACUCGCUCACUCGACUCGACCGCGGCGAGGCUAAACUUGAGUGUGGUUCCCUGUCCGACUUUCCCUCCCCUGUGCUUUCCCGGCCGCGACGUUCCCGUCCGUCUUCUUUUUUUCCCGCCCCAACACCAACAACAAUAUUCCCACGAUCGUCCAACAUCCCGUAUAACAGAUAUUCCAUUUUCCUGUCCGAUAAUGUCGACAGUUACUUCAAACCCUACCUGGGUAGACACGCGGACGGUGCCGCCGCCCAAAAGUAUACGCGAUGAUAGCAAGAAGAGCGAUUUCCUUGCCGAGGACCAAUUGGCCCACCUCAAGACCUACCGCUACCAGUCCGUCGACAAGUCGCUGAUUUCGAACCACAUCUUGAAACAUUACUGGAAUUUCAUGGUCGAGCUGCUGCCACGAUGGUUAGCACCCAAUGCCGUAACGCUCGUCGGCUUCGGCUUCAUCCUGUUCAAUGUCAUCUGUCUGGAGAUAAUGAUGCCGGACCUGGUGGGUCCGGGUCCGCCGUGGCUCUACUAUUCGUUCGCGUUCGGACUGUGGGCGUACUCCACUAUGGACAACAUCGACGGAAAGCAGGCUAGGCGUACGGGCUCGAGCUCGCCGUUGGGUGAACUUUUCGACCACGGAAUCGAUUCGUUGAACUGCACUCUUGCGAGUCUGUUGGAGACUGCUAGCAUGGGAUUGGGGACUAGCCCAGCGGGAGUCCUCACGGCGUUGAUCCCUUGCUUGCCUAUGUUCUUCUCGACCUGGGAGACGUAUCACACGCAUGUGCUUUACCUCGGAUACUUCAACGGACCUACCGAGGGACUCAUCAUUGCCUGCACCCUCAUGGUGAUCUCUGGAGUUUGUGGCCCCGAGAUCUGGGACAUGAAGCUCAAGGACACUAUCGGUGAUCACUCGCUCCUCGGCGAGUACAGCUUCCGCGACCUCUGGGUGCCCAUUCUCGUCAGCGCGUUCAUGAUCGCGCACCUGCCGUCCUGUGUGUACAACGUUGCGCAGGCCCGUAAGAGACAGAACCUGCCGGUGCUCCCGGUUUUCUUGGAGUGGACUCCCAUCAUCAUUUUCUCUGCGUCCUGCUGGCUGUGGCUUGCGUCGCCAUUCACCUCGCUGCUUACCGACAACCGCCUCGUCCUGUUCUGUCUGACCUUGUCUUUCGUCUUUGGACGCAUGACCACAAAGAUCAUUCUGGCCCACUUGACCAAGCAGCCUUUCCCGUACUGGACUAUCCUCCUAGCCCCACUCAUGGGUGGUGCCCUCUUGGCUAAUCUUCCGUUCAUCGGACUGCCCGCUAUUUCCGCCGCCGCCGAGCUCUGGUAUCUCCGUGCCUACCUCGUUUUCGCUGUGGUCGUCUACUUUCGUUGGGCACUCCUCGUGAUCAACUCGAUCUGCGGCUACCUCGGUAUCCAAUGUCUCCGCAUCACGCCCAAGGACCCUCCCGGAGGCGUCCUCAACGGCAUCCCUAAGGAGCGCGCCGCAUAAACCCCCUACCACCACAAACUGAUAGACUAUUCAACUAGUUGCAACUUUUGCUUUUCGAUGCCUUUCUCGUUAGUUCUUCGGGUAUAUAAUUUCGCGACAUAUCAUCAUUUAACAUCACAUCUUAACUCUACUACGAAAUGCGAAUUAGCGGUUGUUUUCAUGUUAUGUUUUUGACGACGCAACGCAUGAGGGGAGGGGACUGAGCGGGUAGGGGGAGGAUUUUGGCGAGAUGGGAUUAUCCUCUGUUUCUGUUUGGCAUUUGUGUCCGCGAAUACCUGGAAGUGAGCGUGGGUGUCAACGGAGAGAUAUUUGUGGAUUAUUUUUCUUGGAUGCGAUCGAUAUAGACGGGAUUUGGACAGGGGUGGGACGAGGUCGUACGAGAUGGGUAAUGGGGCGGGAUGAGUGGUGAAAUGGAGUUUGACGAUGCU
Tricharina praecox is the source of this 2105-nucleotide messenger RNA. RefSeq names its product CDP-alcohol phosphatidyltransferase-domain-containing protein. Gene Ontology annotation, molecular function: phosphotransferase activity, for other substituted phosphate groups. Lineage: Eukaryota; Fungi; Ascomycota; Pezizomycetes; Pezizales; Pyronemataceae. Gene Ontology annotation, cellular component: membrane. The record is from RefSeq and is a predicted model, not a curated record. The transcript is spliced from 7 exons. Gene Ontology annotation, biological process: phospholipid biosynthetic process. The coding region runs from base 388 to 1677 and encodes 429 amino acids.